AUGUCGAGCCGGUUUUUCGGGUUCCCCCGUGCAUCGAGACUAAUAGGGCCGUGGACUCCAGUAUUCAUUUCCGAUUCUACGGAGACCCUCCCAAGCCGCCAGGCGUGUUUUCUAGUACUGCUCCUUGCCAUUUUCGCUAGUGCCCAAGUUGCCUGUGCUGGGACCGGUUCCGACCGCAUGCUCACCACCGCUAGUGCACGUCGAUACCUUAAAGGUGCGGAUGCCGACACCGAAGAGAGGUUGAGAAUCCUAGGGCUCAACAAACUGAAGUCGGUAUUCAAGAAAACUCCGAAUGCAAUGAAGACCCUCGAAGCAACUCCAGCCCUGGUCAAGCCUCUUCAGGACCCGAAGUUCAGUAAAACAUCGACCCUGCGGUGGUGA
This is a messenger RNA of Phytophthora sojae, 381 nucleotides long. RefSeq lists its product as hypothetical. The record is from RefSeq and is a predicted model, not a curated record. The transcript has a single exon. Bases 1 to 381 code for a protein of 126 amino acids. NCBI's taxonomy places the organism in Eukaryota, Oomycota, Peronosporomycetes, Peronosporales, Peronosporaceae.